AUGGGCGAGAACGAGAAAUCAACUAAGGCAGCUGUCAUGAAUCCUUCAGAUCCAUAUUCCUUACAUAGCUUGGAUCAUCCAGGGAUCGUUUUAGCUUCCCAAAUACUCGUAGGAGACAACUACGGCCCAUGGAGUCGUUCUGCAGCAAUCAGUCUUAGUGCAAAGAACAAGAUCGAUUUCAUCAAUGCCUACUCUGCAAUACGCGGACAAAUUCUGUUGAUGGAUCCGCUGCCAGACACACGAAAGACAUAUUCUCUUGUUCUGCAACAAGAGAAACAAGUUGAGGUAUCCCUUAAUCGUGAACAUCUGAACCAUCAUGCCAUGAGCGUGACAAGCAAUAAAGAGGCUGCUGCACCAUCUCAUCAGUCAUACAAGGGAAAACCACCCCUUCAUUGUUCAUAUUGUGAUCAAGAUCGCCACAGUGUUGAAACCUGCUAUUAUUUACAUGGGUUCCCACCUGGCCACAAAUUGCACGGCAAGUCGGUGAAGCCACCCAACCGAAGGAAAUCAACGGCUAAUCAUGUCAAGGCAGAGACAGAGAGUGUCAAGAAUUCAGACACAAGUCACACGACUCCAACUAGUGAUGGUCCCAAAUUCACCACUGAGGAAUACAACCAACUCAUGGCCAUGCUUCGGAAAAACAAUGAUGGUAACCCACAACACUAUGCAAAUACCACAGGUAUUACUACUUCAUCAUCUCCCGUGACUCACGUAGAUCCACACUCGAAAUUAUGUUGGAUUAUUGAUAGUGGAGCCACAGAUCACGUGACUUCUUCCAUUGAGUUAACAAAUCCGCAACUUUUGCCCAAGUCAGCCACUAUUCAAUUGCCCGAUGGUGGUCAGACACACAUUGAGUCAAUUGGCUCAUUACAAGUUACACGACACAUUAAACUUGAUGAAGUGCUCAAAGUUCCACAAUUUCAAGACGCUGCUACAGGGAAGAUGAUUGGCCUGGGCAAGCAACAUAAUGGCCUCUACUACUUGGCACAAGACCAAAACCCGAUCCUAGCUCAACACAUUCGGAACCUCUGGCACCAACGUCUUGGCCACCCAUCCAUCGGACCUCUCCAAGUUCUCACCAAGACGAACUCUAAAAUUUCUUUCAAUUCCAGUCAUGAGCAUCAACCAGAUAUGAUCGUCCUCCCUCUUUCACAAGAUUCCGAGACAUCACCUUCUCUUCUAAGCCCAGUCGGCCCCAACACAGAUGGCUCUCAUGCUUCCGGCCCAAACUCCGCCGACCCACCCGACAUACCUAAUCCAAUCCCUUCUCCAAACCCUACGGACACACUUGACCUGUCACACUCAUCUCAUGACCCACCUUCUGCCCCUCCUCAACUGACCCCCAUCACUCCUCCUCUUCGACGUUCUAGUCGUCUCCCACAACCCAAUGUCCACCUACGUGACUUCCAUGUUUACAACACGGCCACGGUUGCCCACAACCCGUCAUCUUCUUCGUCAGGCACGCGUCACCCCUUAUCGCGGUAUCUUUCUUAUGCACAACUUUCUUCUCCUUAUCGGAGUUUUAUAUGUAAUAUCACCACUCUUGUGGAGCCUGUGACUUAUGAAUAG
This is a messenger RNA of Prunus armeniaca (apricot), 1569 nucleotides long. The record is from the annotation of a GenBank genome assembly. NCBI's taxonomy places the organism in Eukaryota, Viridiplantae, Streptophyta, Magnoliopsida, Rosales, Rosaceae.